ACCAGUUCAAUUCAGGCAGGUUGGCUCCAGGGGCUUUAGCAGGUCUGAUCUAACCCAGCACAUUUUCCUGACCAGGGACAGCUUCCUCUGGGAGAUGGUAUCUGCACGCAGACAGAGGAGGUUGUCAGGAUGGCAAACUUCAAGGGUCAUGCACUUCCAGGCAGUUUCUUCCUGCUCUUUGGGCUCUGGUGGUCUGUGAAAUACCCACUGCAGUAUCUCAGCCAGAAAGUAAAUAAGAAAUACCACAGGAUUUAUUGCUUCCAGCAUGUGGAUGCCAUCGAAGGGGGACUCAAAAUCAUCUUUGCUCUCAUAGGGAUGCUGGCAGAGCAGUUCGUCCCGGAUGGUCCUCACCUGUACCUCUACAGUGGGGAGAACCACGACUGGGUGAAGCUGAUGAACUGGCAGCACACCACCAUGUACCUCUUCUAUGGCCUCUCUGGUGUGGUGGACAUCUUCACCUACAUCUCCCCAGUGGUGCCGCGGGGUCUGGAUCGCCUCAUGCUGUCUGUGGCAGUGUUUGUUGAAGGUUGUCUCUUUUAUUACCAUGUCCUUCACCGCCCUAUGCUGGACCAGCACAUCCACUCCCUGCUCCUCAUCGCCAUCUUCGCAGGGGCCUGCAGCACCAUGCUGGAGGUCUUUCUGCGUGACAACAUUGUCCUGGAGAUGUUCAGAGCUGGUGUCACCAUCGUCCAGGGAACGUGGUUCUGGCAGAUCGGGGUCGUGCUGUUCCAGCCAUGGGGAGGCCCAAUGUGGGAUGAGAAGGACCACAGCAACAUCAUGUUCCUCACCAUGUGCUUCUUCUGGCACUGGGCAGCCAGUGUGGCCAUCCUGGCUAUAAACUACACUCUCGCUUACUGCUGCAUCCAGAGGUGCAGGGGAGGCAGCGGGGAGCCCUACAUCAGUCUUGGCGUCCGACAGCAGAAGCACAACACGAGCUCCCAAGCCACCUUCUUAAGCGGAUCUGAUGAAGAGUGAAGAGGGUGCAAUCACCUGCUCCAAACACGUGAAGAAUCUCUUUUCUAGAAGGAAAAAAAAACCAACACUAAUGAGAUAGUUCUGUUUUGGGAGAGCAAAGGGAGGUGACACUGUUCUGCUGCUGGGAAGCACAUUGAGCACACAAGGGGGAGCUGCCCCGCAUCCAUACCCGAAUAUUGCCCUUCCUAAACCAGCACUGAGUUUUAGCCACAAAAUUAGGCAUGCGAAUUCAACGUGACAGGAUUGCUUCAUCCUACAGAUUCCCAUGUGUGUUUCUGUAGUGAUGGAGGGCAUCCUUUCACCAGCUGACUUUUCCUAGAGCCUGGAGGCUUUGACCUGCUGUCAUUGGAGUCAAGGACACCUCCAGGCUGAGACCGUGUACCUAUGGAACAAGGCAUCACCCCAAGGAGGAACAGUAAAAGAGUGUUGAGUGUGAGAGGAUGUCAGAUUUGCACCACCACGGCUCGAUUGUGCACAAAGCAGGUUUUAUUACCGAAGCAUUAAACUAAAGAGAGGUUUUGAUUAUAGUUUUUCCCGUUCACUUAAAGGCUGAAAGAGUGAAUAAAUGUGAAAUAAAAAUCCCCACUGAGCCUGAUAUCCUUACAUUUAAGACUGAUAAAUUAUAGAGUGUGUGAUAAUAACUUAGACAAAUCCAUCUCUCAGACCUGCAAAGCCUGAAGGGCUGUAAGAUACAUGGCUAUGCAGCAGGCAUUCAUAAACCCUCCCAGUUUUCCACUGGAAAUAAACCCCUUGGCUUGGAAUGUGA
This is a messenger RNA of Strigops habroptila (Kakapo), 1741 nucleotides long. RefSeq names its product transmembrane protein 45B-like. The coding region runs from base 130 to 975 and encodes 281 amino acids. NCBI's taxonomy places the organism in Eukaryota, Metazoa, Chordata, Aves, Psittaciformes, Psittacidae. The record is from RefSeq and is a predicted model, not a curated record. The transcript is spliced from 6 exons.